UCUAGAAUAUACGUGGAGUACAUGGAUUGCUACUAAUGCCGAACCCCUGUAUAAUUUCUUUUCCUCCACUCAGUUGUUCAGUCCCACCUACUCAUCUAUAUUAAGAAUAAGAACCUUGAACCAAGCAUUAACUUGUUCUGCAUCUUUUCCAUCCUCUCUCUCUCAACUAACACCAUGGUUUUGGUUGAUGCCAAAGGCGAGGCUGAAAUUGAUGAAAACGUAGUAGAUGUCAAGGGGAAUCCCGUGGACAAGUCGCGGACCGGUGGAUGGCUCGCUGCAGGCCUCAUCUUAGGGACUGAACUCUCUGAGAGGAUAUGCGUGAUGGGAAUCGCAAUGAAUUUAGUGACUUACUUGGUUGGAGAUUUGCAUCUUUCAUCAUCCAAGUCAGCAAAUACUGUCACCAACUUCAUGGGCACCCUCAAUCUCCUUGGCCUUCUCGGCGGUUUUGUAGCCGACGCUCGGCUUGGCCGUUACUUGACUGUUGCAAUCUCUGCUUCCAUUACUGCUUUGGGCGUCACACUGUUGACACUAGCCACAAUUAUCCCUAGCAUGAGACCCCCUCCAUGCACAGACUCAAGAACACAACAAUGCAUCGAAGCCACCAGCCGCCAACUAGUUCUGCUAUAUGCCGCCCUCUACAUGACGGCACUAGGUGCUGGGGGGAUAAAGUCUAACGUCUCAGGUUUUGGGUCCGACCAAUUUGAUACAAGAGAUCCCAAGGAGGAGAAGUCCAUGAUCUACUUCUUCAACAGGUUCUACUUCGGUAUCAGCACUGGCUCCCUAUUUGCUGUAACAGUGCUAGUAUACAUACAAGACAAUGAAGGAAGAGGAUGGGGGUAUGGGAUUUCAGCAGGGACGAUGGUAAUAGCUGUUGCUAUAUUGCUGUAUGGAACAAGCUUUUAUCGGUACAAGAAGCCCCAAGGGAGCCCUUUGACUAUUAUAUGGAGGGUGGUUCUAUUGGCUUGGAAGAAGAGGAGUCUUCCUCAUCCUUCCGACCCCACCUUCUUGAAUGAGUACCACAAAGCCGAAGUCUCGCAUACGCAAAAGUUCAGGUGUCUUGACAAGGCUGCAAUCCUGGAUGACUACGCAGCUGCCAACGGAAACAGAAACAACCCUUGGAUAGUCUCAACAGUGACUCAAGUAGAAGAGGUGAAAUUGGUACUGAAGCUAAUCCCCAUAUGGUCCACCUGCAUCCUCUUUUGGACAAUCUACUCUCAGAUGAACACCUUCACCAUUGAACAAGCCACCUUCAUGAACCGACACAUUGGGUCCUUCGUUGUCCCUUCAGGCUCUUUCUCCUUCUUUCUCAUCAUCACAAUUCUCCUCUUCACAUCCCUAAACGAAAAGGUUUUCGUCCCUUUGGCACGAAAACUCACCCACAACAACCAAGGAAUCACAAGCCUCCAGAGGAUUGCAGUUGGACUAAUUUUCUCAGCAGUUGCCAUGGUAGCUUCUGCUCUAAUAGAGAAGCACAGGAGAGAAAUGGCUGUAAAUCAGAACACUCAAAUUAGUGCCUUCUGGCUAGUCCCUCAGUUCUUCCUUGUGGGUGCUGGGGAAGCUUUUGCUUACGUUGGACAGCUGGAGUUUUUCAUCAGAGAAGCACCGGAAAAGAUGAAAUCUAUGAGCACAGGGUUUUUCUUAAGCACUCUAUCAAUGGGAUACUUUGUGAGUAGUUUGCUGGUGUCUUUGGUGGAUAAGGUGACGAAAGGGAACUGGCUUCGAAGCAACUUGGAUGAAGCUAAACUGGAUAACUUCUACUGGAUACUUGCGGUGCUAGUAGUGUUGAAUUUCUUAGUUUUUCUUGCCUUUGCAGCCAAACACCAGUACAAGGUACAGCCCACUACAAGUCACGGUCGGGAGAAGGAGCUCAAGAUUUGGAACGAUGGGUCGAUUGAAGAUCCAGAGAAGAAUAAGAGUGCCAAAGAAAAAGAGGGACCUUAGAACAAGCACUUCCAAAUUAUUUUCCAGAACAGCUACAUUCUUCAUUUUCUAAAACCAUCUCUGGCAGGAAUAACCCAAAGUUCAAAUUUAUCUUACACUCUUAUCAAGAAGGUACAAAUGUAUAAACAUCUUGCCAGUUAUAUGGAAUGUAGUAUUGAUGUC
Messenger RNA from Rhododendron vialii, 2103 nucleotides. RefSeq names its product protein NRT1/ PTR FAMILY 6.4. The transcript is spliced from 5 exons. Lineage: Eukaryota; Viridiplantae; Streptophyta; Magnoliopsida; Ericales; Ericaceae. Bases 175 to 1941 code for a protein of 588 amino acids. The record is from RefSeq and is a predicted model, not a curated record. Gene Ontology annotation, cellular component: membrane. Gene Ontology annotation, biological process: response to nitrate; transmembrane transport. Gene Ontology annotation, molecular function: nitrate transmembrane transporter activity.